Molecule: messenger RNA, 787 nt
Organism: Vollenhovia emeryi
Lineage: Eukaryota; Metazoa; Arthropoda; Insecta; Hymenoptera; Formicidae
Exons: 2
Coding region: 141-542 (133 amino acids)
Source: RefSeq, a predicted model, not a curated record
GGGAGUCGGAAGGAUGGCUGAAAAGAAACGUUGCGCCAAAACCGUUUUCCCAAGGGCCUCCCCUGAAGGGCCCCCAUCAGCCAGCACGUGCAACGAAGGAAGGGCCUCAAGCGAGUAUAUAAGGGCCCGCUCGCCCUGCAAUGACCUCAGAGCAUCACGGUCAACGGUGCGGAGAGGAGGUCUCGGCUUCUGCGACCGAUCGGCCACCCCGGUCACGGUCGUGGAAGAUCCGGAGGGGUGAAGAGGAGAAGGAGAGGAGAGGAAGUAAGCUGCAGUCAUCUAACUGGCGAUCGCCAUCACUUUUCUGUCGCAGAUCCGAUCGGAGCACCCACCAACCACGAUGGUCUCACCACUCGGACGGCCCGGGAAAAGGCAGCAGCAGCAGCAGCAGCAAUCAAGGGCAAUCAGGGCAUCAAUCAUGGCAUCAACCAGUCGACGGGACGGCGCGGGAGGAUCAAAAUCAGCGGGUGCAGCCGGAAUCCGGCGUCAGGCGGAAGCCAGCUAUCCGGCGAGGAGCCAAAACGAGUAACCGAAACGGAUAAAGAAUGUAUCCGGCGCGAUCUCGUUCUCCGAUGAUUGGGGGAGGUCGUCGGAGAUCAAGGGCGACGAUCGCAACGUUUCUUCAGUCCACCAGGCAGUCCAUUAUGUUUAUUGCAUCUACGGGAUUUGUUGGAUUUAUCGCAAUUACCGCGCAUCAUUGGUUGAAGUUAUCGCAUUUACACAUUUUCGCACAAGAGGGGAAAACAGGCUUUCACGUGUCUACCCGGCGAGCCUGAGGAUAUUCAUU